CUAACUAAAUUGAUUGGAGUAGCAGUGGAAAACAAAACCCAGGUUAAUAAUUCUUUCUUGAUUAUAAAAAACCAAACCUUGUUGUGGAUUGGUCCAUCUCCACUACACUUGUUUGUUAGUCUCCCAGAUUUGCCAGCUAGGAUGUUCUUGGGACAUAUGGACGGAAUACAAAGAGCAGGGUCUUCAAAGGAGUUGCUCCUUUCUAACCCUGUGUCUGAGCGCGAUUCCGAUGAAGACGGGGAUGUCUCCGAGCAGAUACUGUAUAUAGCCUCUUUUAAAGAAUUUGCUUCAAGUGUUGUAACGUACGAUACUAUUAUAUGGGUUUCAAUAUCUCUGCUGUUAGUUUUAGCUUGGGGAGUUGGCGUAAUCAUGUUGCUCUAUCUUCCCAUGCGACGGUAUGUGCUGUCAAAAGAUUUAUCCUCACGAGAACUAUAUGUUACUUCUUCUGAAGUAGUGUACAAGGUGUCAAGACCAUCAUAUAUACCCUUUUGGGGGUUCGUUAAGGUGGAAAGGCGUAUUCCCCUAGCUCUAGCAAUCGAUAUUAUUAUUGAACAAGGUUGCUUACAAGCGAUGUUUGGAAUUCAUACCUUUAGACUCGAAAGUGUAGCCCAAGGAAAAGCUUCCUUUGUAGAUGAAUUACAAAUUCAAGGCGUUUCAAAUCCUCAACUUUUAAGGAAGGCGAUAGUGAAAGAAGCCUCAAAGAUUAUAUUACAAGAUGCAGGAAGGCCUCGGAGGGCUUCAGUUCAUGGUACCGAACCACAAAGUCGAGUUCAGACGAGAUCUUUUACGGAGGGAUCAAAUGUCUCAAGAUCACCAACAAGUUGGAAGGCAAUGAUUUCACCUCGGCCUACUUUAGCAGAAGAAAGAGGGUUGAUCCGUACAGACCUACUAAUAAACAAAAUGGAUGAAGUUUGCAAAUCUGUUCAGAAACUAGAGAGGAUUGUAGAGAAAGGUCAAGCUACCAAUGGAAAGCAGUAGAAAAGCUUGUCAAUUGAUAUCAAACAGCCAAAGAAAUAUAUAAGUAUAGAGGACUCGAUUGAUUUGUAAAUUAUUGAUUAAUGAUUGAUCCUUACUAACCAAAAAGAUUUCGGAUAGAGCUUAGAUAGAAGUGAUAAUGAUGAAUGAUUUGUCUGUUACUAGGGGUUGCUCAUUCUGUAUCGUCAAUCUUCAUCAUCCCACCAGCUUCUCUUUUUGAUGAUGAUGAUGAUGCAACUAUUAUUACAUUAUUAUUCCCGCUAUCACUGCUACUACUAGUUUCCAUAUUUGAGCAGCUAAUAGAAUUUCAGACCAGUUUUUGCCGUA
Messenger RNA from Erigeron canadensis, 1302 nucleotides. RefSeq lists its product as uncharacterized. The record is from RefSeq and is a predicted model, not a curated record. The transcript has 7 exons. Lineage: Eukaryota; Viridiplantae; Streptophyta; Magnoliopsida; Asterales; Asteraceae. The coding region runs from base 142 to 978 and encodes 278 amino acids.